AUCCGGUUUACUGUACAUACAUACUAGGUUAUUCUUGCAGCUUCCGCUAUGCAUCUCUAGCCUAUAGCAUACCUUCCCACUCCUUCGAGCCAUUCAUGGUUGGUUGUAUAUCAGACUACUUCAGCUGCACCCCGAGUUUCUGCAGUUUCUUGCCCACAACGCAGGUACGAGGACAAUCAAUUGUUUGUAAACUUUCAGACGACCAGACCGAAUAGCCUGCUAGUUUGAAUCUGUUGCGACUUGCGCCGAAACCACUCGGUAUAACAGUUCCAUUCUAUUUACUCACCGAUAUAUUGGGCCCAACCCGAUCGAAAUUCUGUCCCCGGGAGCGGUGAGGAACAGAAGUUGCGAAGCUUGGGCGGAGAUGGGAACAAGCAGGCGUCAAAGCCUUCUGCGUCGAGCGGCAACAGUCCUCCUCUUCGCGGCGCCGCUUCCGACAGUCUGCGCAUACCAGCAGCCCUUCCAGCCCGCCGAGACCGCAGGAGCCCUUGCGAGACGACAAGGAGGAUGUCUGGCCAACUUCUACAGCUGCGCCGACCAAGGCGCCGCAUUCAACAACAUCUGCUGCCAGAACGGCCAGGUUUGCCGCUUGGAUGCAAACAAUAACCCGGCCUGCUGUCCCUCCAACGCCGUCUGCACCGGCACCGCCCCCGCGACCUUCGUCACCCCGACCGGCGGCCCCACGCCCGUCUCCUUCGUGCAAAACCCCUACUUCUCCUUCCCCUACGCCGCAUCCUCCUUCGCCAACCCGGGCGCCUGCUCCGCCGCCGUCAGCCAGUGCAGCCGCAACUACGACAGCUGCACCGUCGAGCUCGGGGGCAACAACAACGGCAACGGCGGCGGCGGCCACGCCGUGACCAUCGUGGUCCCCGGCGGCGGCGGGACCACCGUCGCGCCCGCCCCCGGCGUCGGCGGCGGCUCCCCGGGAUCGGCCAGCGCGACGAGCAUCUGCUCCAGCCUCAGCGGCGUCGCGUGCGGGGGGCUGAGCCGCGACAUGUGCACCAACAGGGGCACGAGCGUCGGGCGCUUCUACUUUGGCACCGGCACCGCGAACGUUGCCGCGGCGACGGGCGUGCCGUGCAACGGCGUCGGCGUGGCUUUGGCCGGGGCGGUCGGCCUCGCCGGGGUUGGGUUCGGGGUCGUGAAUGGCCUGUGAGCGGCGGGGUUUUCGUGUUUCGUUUUUCGGGGCAGAUCUUUGGAUCCCGUUCUUGUUGAAAAGCGACUGGGGUGGGUUUUGGGCUGCUUGGGGCCUCACUGCUGUUUCACAGCGAGUGUUACGGGUACAUGAUUGAUUUCUCUAUAUAUUUGGUUUGCGAAGAGCAACGUAGAUAAUGAAUGAUGAACGAUGCGACGAUGUCUUCCCGACCGGGGUGA
This is a messenger RNA of Phialemonium atrogriseum, 1374 nucleotides long. RefSeq lists its product as uncharacterized. The transcript is spliced from 2 exons. Lineage: Eukaryota; Fungi; Ascomycota; Sordariomycetes; Cephalothecales; Cephalothecaceae. The record is from RefSeq and is a predicted model, not a curated record. Bases 365 to 1156 code for a protein of 263 amino acids.